CCAACUGUCCUGCAGGUGGACUACUUCUUCCGGGGUGUGGAGCAUGCCGUGCGGGUGGUGGUUUCAGGGCAGGUGCUGGAGCUCGAGGUGGAGGACCGGAUGACGGCUGACCAGUGGCGUGGAGAGUUUGAUGCCAACUUCAUUGAAGAUUUGACUCACAAGACCGGGAACUUCAAGCAGUUCAGCAUCUUCUGUAACAUGCUAGAGUCCGCCCUCACCCAGAGCAGUGAGUCUGUCACCCUGGACCUGCUCACCUAUACAGACCUGGAGUCCCUGCGGAGCCGCAAGCUGGGGGGCCGCCCCGGCUCCUUGGCCCCCAGGUCGGCACAGCUCAACUCCAAGCGCUACCUCAUCCUCAUCUAUUCCGUGGAGUUUGACAG
Molecule: messenger RNA, 380 nt
Organism: Cricetulus griseus (Chinese hamster)
Lineage: Eukaryota; Metazoa; Chordata; Mammalia; Rodentia; Cricetidae
Source: RefSeq, a predicted model, not a curated record